AGUCGAGAAUGGGACUCAGGAGCUGCACGCACAUCUUUGCUCUGGUAAUGCCACUCUGGGCUUUGGCUUUUUGUCUCCUUGUGGUGGUGCCAGUCCCAGCCCAGACAACUAGCCUGGAAAUCGCAAAACAGGAGCAGCGACUACAGGAAUUGGGAGUGGAAGCGGAUCAAACCAAUGCAAACAUAGCUGGCCCAUUGUUCUCCCGAUACGGCGACAGACGAAACCAGAAAACGUUUAGUUUCGGACGAAGAGUGCCUCUCAUAUCCCGCCCAUUGAUGCCGGUUGAAAUGGACCUCCUGGUGGAUAAUGAUGUCGAUCGCACAAAAGCUAAGCGAUUUGACGACUACGGCCACAUGAGGUUUGGCAAAAGGGGAGGGGAUGAUCAGUUCGAUGACUAUGGCCACAUGCGAUUUGGCCGGUAAACCGAAGCCAAACAAUUAGCGGAUAUAAGUCAUUUAGAUAUAUGUUUAUUUCAAUUCUAUAAACGAAUAUAACGAAGUCACAUAAUACAUUAGAUAGUAUAUAUAAAGUUAUACAUGUUGGCAUUCCAAAA
This is a messenger RNA of Drosophila biarmipes, 553 nucleotides long. RefSeq names its product drosulfakinins (gene Dsk). The coding region runs from base 9 to 422 and encodes 137 amino acids. NCBI's taxonomy places the organism in Eukaryota, Metazoa, Arthropoda, Insecta, Diptera, Drosophilidae. The record is from RefSeq and is a predicted model, not a curated record. The transcript has a single exon.